Molecule: messenger RNA, 1907 nt
Organism: Morus notabilis
Lineage: Eukaryota; Viridiplantae; Streptophyta; Magnoliopsida; Rosales; Moraceae
Product: ATP sulfurylase 1, chloroplastic
Exons: 5
Coding region: 210-1610 (466 amino acids)
Biological process (GO): sulfate assimilation
Molecular function (GO): adenylylsulfate kinase activity; sulfate adenylyltransferase (ATP) activity
Source: RefSeq, a predicted model, not a curated record
UCAACGUGAAUUCCUUCCUGUCUCGCACAUUCAACAAAAGAAAAGGAAAUCCCAUUAAGGUUCCAUCUGAAAUCAUUUUUUAUUAGAUUUCUUCAUCAAACUUUUUCACACUUCCCAAACUACCCUUCCACUAUCUUCCCAUUAAAAAAGAAAUUUAAAUAAAUAACUCAUCUCAAUAAAAAACCCAAGGUUUUCUUCUCCCACCUCCAAUGGCUUCCAUGGCGACUCUCUUCGCCAAAACCCCUACCCCCUCCCAACCUCUCCCUAAAUCGUUAAAUACCCAUUUCAUCCCUAGGCUCAAACAUGCCGUCCUGGUUCGAACCGGGCCGAGAAGCCGCCGGAGCCUCCGGGUCUCGGCCAGUCUGAUCGAACCGGACGGAGGAAAGCUGGUGGAGCUGCUGGUGGAGGAGCGGCUGAGGGGGGAGAAGAGGAGGGAGGCGGCGGGGCUUCCGAGGAUCAAGCUGUCGCGGAUCGAUCUGGAGUGGGUCCACGUGCUCAGCGAAGGGUGGGCCAGCCCGAUUCGCGGCUUCAUGAGAGAGUCCGAGUUCCUCCAAACGCUUCAUUUCAACGCGCUGCGACUCGACGACGGGUCGUUCGUGAACAUGUCGGUGCCGAUUGUGUUGGACAUCGACGACGCGCAGAAACGCCGGAUCGGUGAAUCGACCCGGGUCGCCCUGCUCGACUCGGCCGACAAGGUCGUGGCGAUUCUUAAUGAUAUUGAGAUCUACAAGCACCACAAAGAAGAACGGAUAGCGAGAACCUGGGGAACCACUGCCCCUGGCUUGCCUUACGUCGAUGAAGCCAUAACCAAUGCCGGGAACUGGCUGAUUGGUGGUGAUCUCGAGGUCUUAGAGCCUAUCAAGUAUCAUGACGGCCUAGAUCGUUUCCGAUUGUCUCCAGCUGAACUCCGCGAGGAAUUCACAAAGCGCAAUGCUGAUGCAGUAUUUGCCUUCCAGCUUCGCAACCCUGUGCACAAUGGUCACGCCUUGCUGAUGACUGACACCCGUCGUCGACUUCUUGAGAUGGGUUACAAGAACCCCAUCCUUUUGCUCCAUCCUUUGGGAGGGUAUACAAAGGCUGAUGAUGUUCCGCUUAGUUGGCGAAUGAAGCAACACGAAAAGGUUCUGGAGGAUGGUGUUCUUGAUCCAGAGACCACUGUGGUUUCCAUAUUCCCAUCUCCAAUGCACUAUGCUGGUCCAACGGAGGUGCAGUGGCAUGCCAAGGCUCGGAUUAAUGCAGGGGCUAACUUUUACAUUGUUGGUCGAGACCCCGCUGGUAUGGGCCAUCCAAUUGAGAAGAGAGAUCUGUAUGAUGCUGAUCAUGGCAAGAAAGUAUUGAGCAUGGCACCUGGACUGGAGAGGCUUAACAUUCUUCCCUUCAAGGUCGCUGCAUAUGACAAAACUCAAGGUAAAAUGGCUUUCUUUGAUCCGUCAAGAGCUCAGGACUUCCUUUUCAUAUCUGGCACCAAGAUGCGAACGCUUGCGAGGAACAAAGAGAACCCUCCUGAAGGAUUCAUGUGCCCCGGUGGGUGGAAAGUGUUGGUUGAAUACUACGAUAGUUUGGCAGUCCCAGCGGAGAAUGGCAAAGUCCCUCAAGCCGUUCCGGCUUAGAUGAAUUUGUCUUUUGUUGUACCAUAUACUGCGACUGUCCUGCCAUCUGAUUGGGAGAAACCUUAAUUAAUGCUACUAUUCUCCUUUUGUGUUAAAAUCCAGGUUGCUAGAUGUUCUGUGUCCAGUUUUCUUAAUAAAAAGCAUGUGAGGCUUCUGGUGCAGAAAAUCAAAACUUAGCCUCAUUCUGUAAUUAGCGCCAAAAAUUGCAUCUUUGCACUAGUGCUGCAAUUUGUGCUUGAGGGCGCAUUGUAUCAUACUGGGGGUUUGUCUUCUAUAAAUGGGUUUGACUUUUUCCUA